Arctia plantaginis is the source of this 1911-nucleotide messenger RNA. NCBI's taxonomy places the organism in Eukaryota, Metazoa, Arthropoda, Insecta, Lepidoptera, Erebidae. The record is from the annotation of a GenBank genome assembly.
AUGCGAGCACAAGGGCACGAUAUAUCGCUUCACGCUUAUUCACACCGACUUCCGAUCAGACGAGCUUCAGUCAUGUAUCGUGCUAUAAAUUUUGGUAACAAUAAGUCGACCAUGACAGCAAUAUGUUUCGUUUGCAACCUACCAAUACUGUCACAUCAAGUUGGACUUGUGUGGGCUGGAGGCAACGGGUGGGACGAGCUCACCAGGUCCACUUUAGAGGAGUCGACGUUAAGACAGAGACUUGGCAGUCGGAGAGACUCCGCUGCUCAAGUAUCCUGUCUAUCGCCACCAGAACCAGACGUCGAAAAUCAGCCCAGAGGAGGACCUCGGCGCCGCCGCUCAUCCUUGGCACAAUUAACAGAUAUUCUGCGCGAGUGGGGCGGAGGAGGCAGUGCACCCCGUCGUCAGCGUGCACCUCUUUCCCGACGAGAAACCUUAGCAGACCUCGCUCGCUCCCUGCCCUGGGCCCGUCACGAGCCACCUCCGCGUCGCAGACGUGACUCCUCGGCUGACUCUGGUAUUAAAUCCAUGGCCUCCAAACGACGCGAUUCCAAAGCAGCUCCACAAGAUUUUCGCUCAGAGUUUCCAACAUAUAACUUUGACAGAAAGGACUCAACUACGGUCAUGCCAACGAGAGAAAGACGUAUCAAAAGGCGUGGGUCUGGUGAAGACAAUAAAGAACGUCGAGAUUCUGUCGACGGAUACCGCCAUCGGAGGGACUCUGUCGUAGCACAACCACCAAGAAUUGUCGCUACGCAUAGAAAAAGACGUGCUUCGCCUCCCACACCUGCACCGCCGUCAUUCGUAGAUGUUUCCUCUGAUCCUGGACCAUCAACUCAAAUGCCAUCGGUUACAAUAGUAGCUAUUCAUGAACCAAGUCGUUCAGAUGGCGAAUGUCAACCAACAAUGACAAUGCCAACAAUUAUAACAUCUGCUGUGACUCCCUCACCUACUUCACCCACGCCGCCUAAUAAUGUCACACAAACUUCACAAACGACACAAUCAGCUCAGGCAACUCAAGUCACUCCUGGUGGCCGCACUCCCCCCAACCUAGGUGGCCGUCGAGACUCAACCACUCAGUGCGGUAGGACUAGAAGAGAUUCUCGUGCUGCAGCCAGCCCUGAACGACGACUGGGUCGACUACAAAGGCAAGCUACUGCUUUUGAUGAUCCAGUGGGCCCCCCUGGCACGAGGCGAAGAGAUUCAGGACCGUCCUUAGGACCUGAUGAUGAAGGAAGGGCACGCAGAGACUCAUUAAGCCCUGAUUCGGCAGCAAGACCACGUAGAGAGCGCACACAGUUAAGCCCUGAUCGUGCUGGUGGCGGAGAGUUAAGUCCAUCAGCGGCACGACGGCGAAGUCGUUUAAGAAGACAAGCUUCGUGUGCCCGCAUGGGUCGAGCACGAAGUCCCGAAUCUAGUUCAUGCUCAAGCCGUGAUCCUAGUCCUUGUGCACGACCACCUGAGAGAACAAUGAUACGUAGACAAUCUACUACAGAAGAAAUCCUCAUAGCCCGUGGGUUCCGGAGGCAGUCAACAACCGAAGAAAUGAUUAGAUGUAGGAAUUUCCGAAGGCAAAGUUCACAAAGUGACGAUGCCUGCAUGCGAGCUAGGGGGCGCCGCGAUUCUUCUACGCAAAUACUAGAUGGAACUAUCGGCACUAUGACUGUUGAGACCACUAGCACCUUCUUCGAUUCCAGCACUCAGACUGAACCAUCACCGCUCUAUGACAACAAUCACUACCACGAGGAAUGUCUGCGUUGCAACUCCUGCGGGCUAAACCUCACCGGUCCCAACCAGACAAAUAAUGCACAAAGAGCUGCCAAAUUAGACUGGAUCAAAAUGAUUCGCACAGAUAGUUGUACUGGUAAUACGAGUAAUAUAAGAGGUGCAAAAACUAUUAGUAUAAUAUAG